Messenger RNA from Aureobasidium subglaciale EXF-2481, 2670 nucleotides. RefSeq names its product glycoside hydrolase family 3 protein. Gene Ontology annotation, molecular function: beta-glucosidase activity. Gene Ontology annotation, biological process: glucan catabolic process. Bases 1 to 2670 code for a protein of 889 amino acids. The record is from RefSeq and is a predicted model, not a curated record. The transcript is spliced from 3 exons. NCBI's taxonomy places the organism in Eukaryota, Fungi, Ascomycota, Dothideomycetes, Dothideales, Saccotheciaceae.
AUGCCUUCCAUUACUUCUUAUAUCCUUGCUUCGGCAGGAGUCUCGCUGGUGAAUGCACAAUUCGGCAACCACGGCUCCCCAUUCCCUAACACAACAUACCCUGGUUUUGAGUCAGAAAAUCCUUACACCAUCGAGGGCUCCAAGAGCCACCAAUGGAGUCCUCCCAAGUACCCCAGCCCUCGGGGUGAGGGUUCUGGCGACUGGAAGGAGUCCUACGCAAAGGCUCGCGCUCUUGUUUCACAAUUGACCCUCGAGGAAAAGGUCAACUUGACCAGCGGUGUUGGAACUAACCAGGGCAACUGUGUCGGUCAAACUGGUUCUGUCCCUCGUCACGGUAUCAAUGGUCUCUGUCUUCAAGACUCUCCCGUCGGAGUCCGUCUUACCGAUGGCAACUCUGUCUUCCCUGCCGGAGUCAACGUUGCCGCCACCUGGGACCGUGGUCUUGCCUACGCUCGCGGCCGUGCCAUGGGUCAGGAGCAUUACGGUAAGGGUGUUGAUAUGCAACUCGGCCCUGUUGCUGGACCUCUUGGUCGCGCGCCAGCUGGUGGCAGAAACUGGGAAGGGUUCUCUCCUGACCCUUACCUUACUGGUCUUAUGUUCGCCGAGUCGAUCAAAGGUAUUCAGAGCGCUGGCGUAAUGACCAGCGCUAAGCACUUCAUCGCUUAUGAGCAGGAGCACUUCCGCCAAUCUCAGGAGGCCAAGAACUGGGGCUUCAACGUCACCGAGAGUGUUACCGCCAACUUGGACGAUGUCACCCUCCACGAGUUGUACAUGUGGCCUUUCGCCGAUGGUAUCAGAGCUGGUGCCACAUCUAUCAUGUGCUCUUACAACCAGGUCAACGGAUCUCAGGCUUGCCAGAACAGCUACAUCCUUAACCACCUCCUGAAAAAUGAACUUGGUUUCCAAGGAUUUGUUGUUUCAGACUGGUAUGGAACACACUCCGGCGUUUCCUCCAUCCUCGCUGGUCUUGAUAUGAGCAUGCCUGGAGACCCGGUUCAGGAGUUCGGAAAUCACGGUGGUGCUAUGUUUGGCUCUAACUUGACUAUUGCUGUUGUCAACGGAACCGUCCCCCAGUGGAGACUGGACGAUGCUGCCGUCCGCAUUCUCGCCGCUUACUACUACGUCGGACGUGACAAGAACCAGGUUCCUGUUUCCUUCAACUCUUACUCUCUCGACACCUACGGCUAUUCGCACAAUGCCGUUGGUCAGGGUUACAGCUUGAUCAACCAGCACGUUGAUGUCCGUGGAGACCACACUAAGCUCAUUCGCGAGCUGGGCGCCGCCUCUACCGUCUUGCUCAAGAAUGUCAACAACGCCCUCCCUCUUACCGGAAAGGAGAAGUUCACUGCUGUUCUCGGCGAGGACGCUUUCGAGAACGUCAAUGGUCCCAACGGAUUCACCGACCGUGCUGGUGACUCUGGUACUCUCGGUAUGGCCUGGGGAUCUGGAUCUGCUAACUUCCCCUUCCUGAUCACUCCUGACACUGCCAUCCAGAACGAGGUCGUUGGACAGAACGGAGGUCUCUACCAGUCUCUUAGCAACAACUCCAACCUCGACCAGGCCUACUCUUUGGCCAAGCAGGCCGAAGUCGCUAUUGUCUUCGUCAACAGUGACAGUGGUGAAGGUUAUCUCCAGGUCGAGGAGAACUUCGGUGAUCGCAACAACCUCACCUUCUGGCAAGGUGGUGAUGAGCUCGCCCGCAACGUUUCCGCUACCUGCAACAACACCAUCCUUGUCAUCCACUCUGUCGGUCCCGUCCUCAUUGAAGAGUAUGGCAACCACCCUAAUGUUACCGCUAUUCUCUGGGCUGGUGUCCCUGGUGAGCAGUCUGGUAACUCGAUCGCCGAUAUCCUCUACGGUCGUGUCAACCCUGGCGCCAAGCUUCCUUUCACCAUGGCAUCCAAGCGUUCCGAUUACGGUACUGACGUCUUGUAUACUCCCAACGAUAAGAUCCCCCAGACCAACUUCAAGGAAGGCAUCUUCAUUGAUUACAGAGCUUUCGACAAGCAGGAGAUUGAACCCGUCUACGAGUUCGGUUUCGGUCUUUCGUACACCAACUUCACCUACAGCGGCAUCAAGGUUCAGAAGCUCAAUGUCAGCUCUUACGUCCCUACUACUGGCAUGACCCCUGCUGCGCAGACUUAUGGUAACAUCAGCAUGAACCCUGCCGACCACGUCUUCCCUGGUAACUUCUCUCGUGUUCCUCUGUACCUUUACCCCUGGAUCAACUCGACCAACCUCUCUUCCGCUGCUGGUCAGUCGCAGUAUGCUCCAUACGGCGAUGUUAGUUUUGUUCCCGAGGGCGCUGUCGAUUCUGCUCCUCAGCCUCGUCUCCCUGCGUCCGGUCCUUCUGGUGGUAACCCCGCUCUCUGGGAUGUCAUCUACCGCGUCACCACACAGAUCAAGAACGUUGGUAAGGUCGCUGGUGUCGAGGUUCCUCAGCUUUACGUCUCACUCGGUGGCCCCUACGAUGCCGUCAAGAUGCUCAGAGGUUUCGAGAGAUUGAGCAUUCAGCCCAAUCAGACUGUCACCUUCUCGGCUGACAUCAUGAGAAGAGAUAUCAUGAACUGGAGCCCUGAGGCCCAGGAUUGGUUCGUCAGCAACUACACCAAGAACGUGUACGUUGGUAGCAGUUCGAGAAACCUUCCUCUCACUGCUCAACUCGCUUAA